Messenger RNA from Nicotiana attenuata, 2393 nucleotides. RefSeq lists its product as uncharacterized. The record is from RefSeq and is a predicted model, not a curated record. Gene Ontology annotation, molecular function: lipid binding. The transcript is spliced from 6 exons. NCBI's taxonomy places the organism in Eukaryota, Viridiplantae, Streptophyta, Magnoliopsida, Solanales, Solanaceae. Bases 575 to 1852 code for a protein of 425 amino acids.
CAUUCAAAAGCCAAACAGCAUCUUCUCUCUAAAGAACCCCAUUAACCUACCAAACCAAAAUACAUAACCAACACUAAUAUCCAUUCUUUGUGCCAAUUAAAAACCAAUAUUCGCAUCUCUUUAUUUUCUCUUUCUAACUAAAACCUCAUUUAAUAAAUUUAGAAACCACAACCACUAGUAGGCAUAUUACUUAGCUGGAUUUUGUUAUUCUAAUUGUGAGGAGUAAAAGAGAAGGACGUGAAAUGAAAGAGGGGCUACCAGAAAUCGAGUAACACGUUUCUCUACCGCUAAUAUUUCACAUCCUUAUCCUCUUUCUGACUAUUCCCAUUUUCCUCCAUACCCUCUUUUGUCUCCUUUCUUUCUUUCUCUAUCUAAAUCUACCUUACUUAUUUUCUUUUCUUUUUCCAUCCAUUUAGUAUACUUCUCUUCUAUCUUUAUCUAUCCUCUCUAUCCUUUUCUUUUCUUUUUUGAAACCCUCGACUCAUCGCCGUGCUCAAAGGUUGGACCUUUUUAACGAUUGAAUCGGGGGUUGUAUCUUUUUUUGUUUUGUUUUUGUUUUUUGUUGCUUGUUAUUAUGGCUUUGGUGGCGGCUUUGCUUGAGAUUUUAGAAAGACCUAGUUUUGGGGAGGUAUUAUUAGAGCUGGUGAUGUUUAUGGGUCCCAUCUGGAUUGCUGUUGUUGUUGGGGUAUUGGUGGGAUGGGUGUGGAAGCCCAAGUGGGCUAAGCUUGGCCCUGAUUCCUUUGAUUCAACAGAUGUUUCUGCCUCUUCUUCUUCUUCUUCCGGUAUGCUCCUCCACAGCUUGUCUUCUGGGUUUGCUUCCCUCAAUCCUCUCAAAUUGCAACUUCCCACCUGCAACAUUCCUUGGAUCAAGGAAACUCAGUCCCCGCCCUCUAUUUCAUGUUCUAGCUCCAGUUCAUUGGAGCUGGAAGGCGAGAAAUCAGUAGUAACAGAGGCAGACCUUCUUUACUUAGACGGAUUGGUUGAAGAGUCAGAUGGAGGACCUGCUUGGAUUCAAAUGAUGGACCGUUCUACCUCAAACAUGUCCUAUCAAGCUUGGCGUAGAGAUCCUGAGACUGGACCCCCACAAUAUCGUAGCAGAACUAUAUAUGAGGAUGCCACUCCAGAAAUGGUGAGGGAUUUCUUCUGGGAUGAUGAAUUCCGGUUGAAGUGGGAUGACAUGCUUAUUCAUGCUCAAACAUUAGAAGAGUGUCCUACCACUGGAACCAUGAUGGUUCAGUGGGUGCGUAAGUUUCCCUUCUUUUGCAGUGAUAGAGAAUACAUCAUAGGCCGUCGAAUUUGGGAAUCAGGGCGAACUUACUAUUGUGUCACAAAGGGUGUACCAUGCUCCUCUGUGCCUCGUCGCAACAAACCAAGACGUGUUGAUCUCUACUAUUCAAGUUGGUGCAUUCGUGCAGCUGAAUCCAAGAGAGAUGGUCGGAUGACUGCAUGUGAAGUGAUACUCUUUCAUUAUGAAGACAUGGGUAUACCUUGGGAAAUUGCAAAACUCGGGGUUAGGCAAGGAAUGUGGGGAGCUGUGAGAAAGAUUGACCCUGGUUUACGUGCAUACCAGAAACAGAGAGCAUCCGAAGUCCCAAUUUCAAGAAGUGCAUUCCUGGCGCAGGUCAACACCAAAGUUGACAUUGACAACCUCAGAUCACUGGGGAACAGAACCAAUCUGUCUGAGAUUGAGCCUGAGGAUUCAUACGAGAAGCCUGCGCGAAGGAACAUACCAAGGUUUCUAGUUAUUGGUGGGGCAGUUGCCCUUGCUUGUAGUCUUGAUCGUGGACUCCUGACAAAAGCAGUUAUAUUUGGAGUUGCUAGAAGGUUCGCAGGGAUUGGGAAAAGGUUGUGAGACUGCUCUAGUAUGUCAAAGGCAUUUAUAUACAUCAUCUGACCCAUAGGAGAACAUACUUUGCCAGCAAGGCAGCCACUGUGAAGAGCUAUGCAAGCUAGAUCCUCCUCCACCGCGAAGAGCAUCAAGAGUUAUAUUCUGUUGUUUCUGUCGAGCUGCAACGCAGCCACUGUUCAGGAGAAUCCAGAUAAUAUACAUGUAUUCUUUGAAAAUUCUGGUUAUCACUGAAUAUCUCAUGCUGCAAAUAAAAGCAGAGCUGAUUCUUUUUAUGGACCUAUUAAAUUUUUCUUGCUUUUCUUCUUCGAUGGUUCACAGAUAUUCCCCGACUUAGGGACUGGGAAAGUUGGUUCAGAUAUGUGGUGAGAAGAGGCUCAGAAUUGGCUGGCCUUGGCAUUGUGCUAGCUCACCUUCUAUAAUAAUCCCUCAUCUGAUACAGUUUGCAUAAGACCGUGUAACAAGUGCCUACAACAUGACACAUAUGCUUGUAUCAGGUCAACUGAAAUGUUACUGCAUCAAAUAAUAGGGGGUGAAGUGACAUUAA